UCUCAGGUUUCUUUCUGCUCUCUGGUACAAUUCACAGCGAUCACAGCUGAUUACAGGUCGCAGCUGUUAGCCGAUAGCAGUAUGUCGCUCGCGUGGAAUCCUUCGAAGAAGCACAGUGAGCGCGAGAGAUGGGUAUCCAUCUAUCCAAUAUAUGUGAACAGUAAGAGAAGCUUGGCGGGCGGGCGGAAGUUGGCCAAGGACAAGUGCGUGGAGAAUCCAACGCAUCAGGAGAUACGGGAUGUCCUGCUAGCGGCGGGCCUCAACGUGGGCGUCGAGAAUAAGCUGCAUCCAAAAGAGCGCAGCAAGGAGCCUGUGUUUCGCGGGCGUAUUCGCGUGCAGUUGAAGAACGACGACGGCACACCGGUACGGUCCGAGUUUUCCACCAGAGACUCCCUGCUGGAGUACGUCGGCACCACGAUUUCGAAACUGAAGACCCGCCAGGGUAAGCAGAGCUCUAGCGAGCAGGCGUCGCAGCCGUCUACGUCGACUUCGAAGAAAGGGAAAGGCAAGGGGAGGAGAUAAAAAAGAAAGGGAAGAUUCGGAACUGUUAAAAGUUGUCCUUUAUUUAUACACGCAUGUCUUAUAUUUUAUACGAAACAUUUGUAAAUGCCUAUAGUUAGAUUCAAUUCUGUUUCACGCAAUAUAUAAGAGGAGAAUUCGUACACAGUACGUGACGUACAUGCACGUACUCGCAUACACGUUAUGUAAUAAUAAGGCAAUAUACAGGAAAGCUCAACGUAAGAUAAAAUUAAUAUAUUGAAGAAUUGAAGAAAUACUGUAAAUGAGAUGUGGACUUCUGAAGUGAAUCACCAUGUGUGACUGAUCACUCUAUUGUAAACUACUUAGAACUCUCAAUUCUCCAACCAUAUAAGAUAAAUAAUAAAUAAUUAAGUAAUAAAGAAACUAUAGAUUUAGGACUUUUUUUCGAAAGAGAUAGUGCACGCGUAAUACACGAUUCCAUCGCACUGCUAUCCAGUUCGUGUCCUUCCUGAUGAUGAACUUUAGUAACUUCAUUAAUAUAAUAUGGAAGACUGGAUAACCAAUCUCACGAAAAAGAGGAGAGCUAACGAGGAAGAGAAGUGUGUGUGGCAACAUGUGUUAAUGCGCAUGUAUAUGUUUUUUAAUGGGACUCUAGCACACAAGUUGCAAAAUUUCGUACAAUAUGUAUCAUGCAAUGCUCUUUUUGAAAUUAAACGCUUGUUGGAAAUAAUAA
Vollenhovia emeryi is the source of this 1213-nucleotide messenger RNA. It is a transcript of the gene Srp19, whose product is annotated as signal recognition particle 19 kDa protein. The record is from RefSeq and is a predicted model, not a curated record. NCBI's taxonomy places the organism in Eukaryota, Metazoa, Arthropoda, Insecta, Hymenoptera, Formicidae. The coding region runs from base 82 to 522 and encodes 146 amino acids. Gene Ontology annotation, biological process: SRP-dependent cotranslational protein targeting to membrane, signal sequence recognition; SRP-dependent cotranslational protein targeting to membrane. Gene Ontology annotation, cellular component: signal recognition particle, endoplasmic reticulum targeting. The transcript has 2 exons. Gene Ontology annotation, molecular function: 7S RNA binding.